Molecule: messenger RNA, 1174 nt
Organism: Argiope bruennichi
Lineage: Eukaryota; Metazoa; Arthropoda; Arachnida; Araneae; Araneidae
Gene: bou
Product: U-scoloptoxin(05)-Sm1a-like
Exons: 3
Coding region: 119-553 (144 amino acids)
Biological process (GO): sleep; regulation of synaptic transmission, cholinergic; positive regulation of voltage-gated potassium channel activity
Source: RefSeq, a predicted model, not a curated record
AUUUCUUCUUUCUUUCAUGACAAGAGACGCUGGGCAGCUGGAUUUCUAUGCUCGCUGAUUCUUCAGAAGCCAGGCAGCGUGGUGUGGUGAGUUGCUAGUAUAGAAAUAAGCGUCAAAAAUGAUAAAUAACGUGCGCUUAGCUGUGGGUGUAAUGACUCUUUUUGGACUAUUUUCUGCAGGAUUGUGCAUCGAAUGUUACCGCUGCAAUUCUACAAAUAAUCUAGAUUGUCUGGAAAAAUUCAUGCAUCCUAAUCCUUUAAGAGCUGACUCAUGUGCAGAUGUAUUUGAAGCUCGAUACUGCAUUAAAACAACCGGAAUUUACAAUGGUUUCGUCGGAACAAGGCGCUUUUGUUCUGCUCGGGACCUUGGUAACUUUUGUGAGUUCGUGUACCACGAGGGCGAAAAAAGAGAGUAUAAAGGCUGUGUAUAUACCUGCGAAAGCGAUGGCUGCAAUACCGCCAUUACGAACUACCAAUCACCUUUUCCUAUGUUCUUAAUUACUUUCACCAUCUUGGUAGCCCUGAUUAGCAAACACAUUUCACGAUCGACUUGAUGGAGAGUAGAAAAUGUUGGAGAAAGCUAAUUUGUGUUCCAGUUUUGUAAAUUGGAUAUGCAUUCAUUUUUUUUCCAGGGCACUGUGGAUGUUUUUCAAACUUAUGAGCGUUAAUGCUACAUUUCGUGCAUGAAGUCAUUGAAAUUAUAAUGAAUAAUUGUGCAUAAUUGUGUUACGCUUGUUAUGAAACCCGUUCCAUAAAUUGUUCAUAUGCAGUGUGUGUGGAGUAUCUAUUUUAUUCUUUAUAAUUACGUGACAUAAGGAAGAUAUUUAAGUGAAAUGGACUACGUUCUAUUUUAAAAUAUGUGUGAGCAUGUUUGAAAUAUUUUUCAAUGAAUUUCAACUUGAGAUCCUGUAUGCAAGACUGAAUUUAAGUUUAUUUCAUGAAUGAAUUCAUAGUUGUAUUCGGAAAUUCACUAACGACGUUGUUUGUGCCUUUUUAAAGCACGCAGUUAAUUUUUAUUAAUGUAUAAUUAUUAUUAUAUAAAAAAAUGUCUUGUAUGUCUUUCUUGUGGCCUAUUAAUGUUCAAACAAUUUCUAGUGUGUUUCUCGUAAUGUAUUUUAUAUGAUUUUUUCCAUAUGUAAACAUUUGUUGUAUUAAUUUUAUUUUGAUUUUUUCCC